Molecule: messenger RNA, 1690 nt
Organism: Closterium sp. NIES-67
Lineage: Eukaryota; Viridiplantae; Streptophyta; Zygnematophyceae; Desmidiales; Closteriaceae
Source: the annotation of a GenBank genome assembly
AGCGCAAUUUAGCUUGUGCCGAGUUGAGUCAGUUCAGGCGACGGUGGGAGGUAGAGUUCAGCUGUGUGUCAGGCGAGGCGAGGCGAAGCAACCCACCCAGCACACUCUUACUACAACUCGCUUCUUCUCGCUUGCGCAGCUCUAAGCUCGCCUUCUCCACCAUGGCUGGAACCGCUGACAAGACGACGUCCCAGCAGCAGUACCGCGUGACGGUGCGCCAAUCCGCGACGAUUUUGCUGCUCCUGUCGACUCUGUCUUUCGCCUCCGCCCAGCAAUCCCUCCCCGCCGCAACUAGCUCCCCCAUCGCCGCCACCGCCGCCACCGCCGUCGUCACCGCCGCCCCCGCGGCGAAAACGGCGCCGAUAGCAACGGCUGUGGCGGGCGCGCUGUCGACGUGCAGCAAGUCCGCCAUGGCUGGAUACACCUCCGCUCUCAAACUCGCCCCUAACGUCGUCCUGCACUGGAACGCCGCUAACGACGGGAAAACCAUUCCUUUCGCGGUCGAGGCCACGGGCGCCGCGGCUUCCGGGUGGGUGUCGGUCGCCUUCUCGUUCAACGGGCUCAUGGCGCCGUCCGACGCCGUCGUGGGGAACCUCGCGGGCAGCGGGGUCUCCGCGUACCGCGUGGCGAGCUACUCCACAGUGACGCCCACCAGCGCCAUCAAGCUCGGCGCCAAGAGCUGCGUCGCUGGCGCCGGGAGAACGGUCACGAAAUUCUCGAGGAGCGUGGGUGACGGGGGAGCGGUGCCUGUGCGGGUGAAGGGGGUGAAUAAGCUCAUCUGGGCGUACUCUCCGAAUGGCGGGAAGUCAGUCGGCUAUCAUGGAUCGAACAUUGGCAGCACGCAGGUGGACUUCUCCUGCAACGGCGCAUCGCCCAAGAGUCCGACGCCCAGCCCCCGGCCGUCGCCUUCCCCUCCUGUGCCCGUUGUGCCGCCUUCCCAGCGCUCCAAGCUCUGCCCCUGGUCCUCCUACCCGGGAUUCACCUACAUGGUCCAGCUCAAGCCUCUGCUGUUCGUGCACUGGCGUCAGGUGUCUCCCAAGGUGAUCGAAGUGGCCAUGGAGGCGAAGCCAGGCAGCGGCGCCAACAACGGCUGGCUGUCGCUCGCUUGGACCAACAAUGGCAAGAUGGCUCCUGCUGAUGCUGUCAUCGGUAACCGCAUGGGCGGCACGCUCGGCAGUUACCUCAUCACUGGUUACACGAUGCAGUCAUUGAAGCCUGCAACAUUCUCACUGGGGAACUACGCGACUGUGUUUAAGAGGAAUACGGGGUCUACUGUGAUGAUGUUUCGCCGUGGUGCAGGAGGCGGCACAGUUCCUGUGAGGCCAACUGGACUCAACAAGCUCAUUUGGGCUCACUCCCCCUCGAACAGCAAGACACUUGCCUUCCAUGGUGGCAGCUAUGGACAUGCAACCAUCGACUUCUCUUGCAAAGUUGCCCCUGUGGCCGGUGGCGGGGAUGAUGAUGAUGAUGACCAUUAGACAAAGUAUGUCCUGUUUAAGCACCAUGUGGAAGGUAAUUUGCAAGCUAGAGAGUGCUUCUGCAAGGUGGACUAAGAAUGUGGAAGCCAUAUGAUGGUGCGUCUACCGUAAAUCCAUUUUGUGGGCUUGAUGCUUGUUCUAGUGCCUAGGCAGGAUGCAACUUCGUGCUAUUCACUUGUAUUCUUGGAGGUGUAUGCUAAAGCGGUGAUCCA